This is a messenger RNA of Scophthalmus maximus (turbot), 2391 nucleotides long. Its product is annotated as coagulation factor IX. Gene Ontology annotation, cellular component: extracellular region. The record is from RefSeq and is a predicted model, not a curated record. NCBI's taxonomy places the organism in Eukaryota, Metazoa, Chordata, Actinopteri, Pleuronectiformes, Scophthalmidae. Gene Ontology annotation, biological process: proteolysis; blood coagulation. Gene Ontology annotation, molecular function: calcium ion binding; serine-type endopeptidase activity. The coding region runs from base 661 to 2115 and encodes 484 amino acids. The transcript is spliced from 12 exons.
UUAAUACAUCAGAAACAUCAGAACAUCAGAACAUUAGAAACAUCAGAAAGUCAGAACAUCAGAACAUCAGAACAUUAGAACAAGAUCAUAUUUUUCCAGUGGUCCAUCUCUACAUUGACUUCCUGUGAAAUCUGAAUAUAAUUCACCUACAAAGACAUUAAUAAUCAGCUCCAUCAUAUCCGACAGAAAAUAGUUCAUAUUAUCACCUGAUCACUUCUCGUGUGGUUCUAGAAUCUGUGAGAGGAGAACAGGAAGUAGAACCUUCAUCCACCAGGCCCCUCCCCUCUCAGGCCCCUCCCCCCUGGACCAUCUCUACCUGUAAUGUUGGACUUACAGUUGGAGCUGAACCUUCUGGUCUUCCCCCCGUGGGACUUCUGGGAACUCCCAUCCUGCACCUCUCUUCCUCUUUAUUGACGGGGAAACAGAAGUGAACAAAGAAAAUAAAAAAUAACAAUGUUAAACAUCAAUCCAACAGUCCCCGUCGUCCAUUUUACCUCAAACACGCACCGUCAGUCCUUCAGCAGUCAGCAGGAGACAAGAGGACACUAGAGGACACUAGAGGAAAGGAGAGGACACAAUAGGACACAAGAGGAUACAAGAGGACACGAGAGGACACAAGAAGACACGAGAGGAGAGGAGAGGAGAGGACACAAAAGAGAGAUGCUGCUGUCAACUCUGACUGUCGUCACCCUGCUGCUCUGCUCUGACAUCAUCCAGUGUACAGUGUUCCUGGACCCGCCCUCAGCCGGUCAGAUCCUCGGCUCCGCCUCCAGGAGCCGUCGAGCCAACUCCUUACUGGAGGAGAUCUUACCAGGAAACCUGGAGAGGGAGUGUUACGAGGAGAACUGCUCACAGGAGGAGGCGGCGGAGAUCUACCAGACAAGAGAGAAGACGCUGGAGUUUUGGUUCAGAUACAAAAGUCUGAACCCCUGUCGGACGAACCCCUGUGUGAACGGAGGGAUCUGCACUCUGGACCGAGGAGACUUCCUGUGUCUCUGUCCUCCUCAGUACCACGGAGACACCUGCCAAUCAGCGGUAGAGGAGUGUCGCUAUAGAAACGGAGGCUGUGUGCAGUACUGUAGAGACGGGACAGGGGGCACUGGAGUUCAGUGUGGCUGCGCUAUGGGAUUCAAACUGGAGCCUGACGGACAGAGCUGCUCCCAGACCGUGUCAUUUCCCUGUGGUCGCCAGCAGGUGGCGCUGUGGCCUGGGAGACGCUCUCUGUGGGACAACGUCACCGUGGAGACAGAAGACAACGUGACACACAGCUGGGAUCCUGAACUGAAUUUAACCGAGGCGACAGUGAACGCAACAUCUGUACAGAGGGGGGAGGGGGAGGGGGGAGGGGGGCGCGUGUCACCUCGCAUUGUGGGAGGAGAUCUGGAGAAACCAGGAGGGAGUCCGUGGCAGGUUCUGAUCCGCAGGUCUGAUGGUCGUGGUUUCUGUGGAGGGACUCUGGUUUCUGACCAGUGGGUCGUCUCUGCUGCUCACUGCUUCGAAGAGUCUGCAGACCACGUUACUAUAGGAGACUAUGAUAAGCAGCGUCCUGAUCCCGGUGAGCAGCAGAUCAAGAUCCAGAAGGUUUUCGUUCACCCUCACUUCCACUCGUUCACCUUUGACAGUGACGUCGCUCUGGUCCUCCUGGCCCGGCCUGUCAUCAGGGGCCCGACCGCGGCCCCCGCCUGUCUGCCCGAUGCCCACCUGUCCCAGUACCUGCUGAGGGAGAACCACUGGGGGGUGGCGUCGGGCUGGGGCCUCACGCGCUUCAUGGGCCGCUCGUCCCGCUUCCUGCGGAAGGUGGCGCUCCCAGUGGUCAGCUACGAGUCCUGCAGGGCGUCGACUGAACAGGUGAUCACAGACAACAUGUUCUGUGCCGGGUACCUGGAUGACGGUGUGGACGCCUGCAGCGGGGACAGCGGGGGACCGUUUGUGGUGAACUACAGGGGGACGUGGUUCCUGACGGGCGUCAUCAGCUGGGGAGAGAAAUGUGCUGCUGAUGGGAAAUACGGCGUCUACACCCGACUGGGAAACUUCCUGGACUGGAUGAGAGACACGAUGGAAAGACUGGACCCGAGACCAGACCCGAGGCCGGACCUGAACAGCACCGUGAGCUGAGAGACCUCGACCUGAAGAUGAUGAUGAAGAUGAUGAAGAAGAUGAAGGUUGCAGGAUUCAAAUCUCCCUCACAAACCACAGUCUAGUUUUACAGAUGUGUCCUGUUACAGGCUCCGCCUCCACAGGAAGUGUCCGCGGACUGACAGAGCGUCAUCAUCCUCCUCAUCCUCGUCCUCCUCAUCAUCCUCCUCCUCCUCUUCAUCAUCCUCCUGCUCCUCUACCUCAUCACCUUCCUCCUCCUCAUCAUCCUCCUCUCCGUCAUCAGCCUCCUGCUCC